GUAGUGAGAAUCGCCUUCAUGUCCUAUUAAUAGUAUUAUUGUCUGACACCUUGUUCAAGGCCACCUCGCUAAAAAGUGUUCAAAAUGUCUGUUCUACGCAUUGUUUUUCGUCGUUCCAAAAAUGUUCAGAACAUUGUAAAACAGCACAGCGCGUGCAUGUCAAGCGCACCGCAACCUGUCCGAGAACCAGAAAUCAAACAUGCUCAGAUCUUCAUCAACAACAAAUUUGUCGACUCGGUCAGCGGGAAGAGGUUUCCGUCAAUAAGUCCGGUCACAGAGGAGGUCAUUUGUGAAAUUGCCGAGGGCGACAAGGCUGACGUUGAUCUUGCUGUGAAAGCUGCUCGAGACGCCUUCCGACUGGGAUCGCCAUGGAGACGAAUGGAUGCAUCCGAGCGAGGCAACCUGAUGUACAAACUUGCCGACCUGAUGGAGCGGGAUGCAGUUUACCUCGCAUCCUUGGAGACGCUCGACAAUGGCAAGCCGUUUCAAGUGGCCUAUGCAGCUGAUAUCCCCUUGUCCAUUAAGUGCUUAAGAUACUAUGCUGGUUAUGCGAACAAGAACCAUGGAAAAACUAUUCCUGUUGAUGGUAAUUUCUUUACGUACACUCGACAUGAGCCUAUCGGUGUGUGUGGACAGAUUAUUCCAUGGAACUUCCCAUUGCUGAUGCAGGCGUGGAAGCUAGGCCCCGCCCUGUCGAUGGGCAACACUGUGGUGAUGAAACCAGCUGAGCAGACGUCACUCACGGCGCUCUACAUUGCACAGCUGUCGGAAGAAGCUGGCUUCCCACCAGGUGUUCUUAACAUUGUGCCGGGGUAUGGACCAACAGCUGGUGCUGCCAUUGCCAAACACAUGGACGUCGACAAGGUCGCUUUUACGGGAUCUACAGAGAUUGGUCAGCUCAUUCCCCAGUACGCCGCGACGAGUAACCUGAAGGGAGUGACACUGGAGCUUGGAGGCAAGAGUCCAAAUAUCAUCUUUGCUGACGCUGACAUGGAGCAAGCGGUGGAGCAGGCUCACUUCGCAUUGUUCUUCAACCACGGUCAGUGCUGCUGCGCCGGUUCGCGCACAUUCGUCGAGGACAAGGUGUACGAUGAAUUCGUCGAACGCAGCAUCGAGCGCGCCAAGAAGAGAACUGUGGGAAAUCCUUUCGAUGAGUCAGUCGAACAAGGGCCUCAGGUUGACAGUGAACAAUUAGGAAAGAUAAUGAAUCUCAUUGAGAGCGGGAAGAAAGAAGGUGCCAAGUUGGGGACCGGCGGAGUUCGCCAUGGCGACCGGGGAUACUUCAUUGAGCCCACUGUGUUCAUGGAUGUCAAGGAUAACAUGAGAAUUGCUCAAGAAGAGAUUUUUGGACCGGUAAUGUCGAUCUUGAAGUUCAAGGACUUGAAUGAGGUUGUGGAGCGAGCUAACAAAUCAAUGUACGGUCUUGCUGCGGGUGUUGUGACAAAGGACAUCGAUCGUGCCUUGUAUGUCGCCAACAGUCUGCGAGCAGGCACAGUCUGGGUCAACUGUUUUAAUGUGUUUUCUGCUGCUGCUCCGUUUGGUGGUUACAAGAUGUCGGGUAACGGGCGGGAGCUGGGAGAGUACGGACUGUCUGCAUACACAGAGGUUAAGAAUGUCACCAUCAGCAUCCCACAGAAGAAUUCUUAAACAGUGUUGUCUUGGUAACCAUGACAACAGCAUCCAUCGUGUAUAAUUGUUCAUGUGGUAUCACUGGUGCAUUAUUCUCUGUCUACAGCUGUAAGAUGCGUUGACUUUGUCUGAAUUUCACAGACUUGGAACACUUAAAAUACUCGAACGUUCAUCUGUCCAAACACGGAGCUAGUAACUGUAAUAAACUUAGUACUAAUGUGACUUUUAUUCGUAAUAAACUUAGUAGCCUACAAAUGUGACUUUUAUUCGUAAUAAACUUAGUCCUAAAGUGACUUUUAUUUCAAAGACAAAUUAAAAAAAAAUGAAGACGACCAUUGUAAGCUAACAUUUGAAAUAAUAAUAUACUGGUUGAGAUAAGGAAGGUGAAUAGAUAGAUAUCCUGUACGUGAUGCCCAUGGUAUAAAUUAUGAUAGAUAUCCUGUACGUGAUGCCCAUGGUAUAAAUUAUGCUAUUUGAUAUUAAUUAUAACAGACACUCUUUGUUUUAAAUGUUUGAAAUCACAAAUUGCAACAUUUUUUCUGCCUAUUUCACAUCACUGUCUAAAACAGCACAUUUUAUAAUUAUUUUGUUUGUCACAUAUUUAAAGUUGUCGCUUGGUAUUUAUUAAUAAAUAAAAAACCUGUAUGAAUUACAUAGAAUUAGGUAUUUUUUUUUUUUUUUUUUUUUUAGAUAUAUUAUAUUUCUAUGCAUCUUCAAUAUAAACGAUUAAAUUCUUUAUACUAGAGAAAACCAAUUAAAAAAAAACAAACAACAUAAAUAUGAAGUGCCUAAAUACUAAUGCUUUCCAGAGAUGUAAAUGAUAAGACAUCCCAGAUUUUAUUAUCGUUUCAUCAUUUUUGUAUGUUAGGAAGAGGCUUGCAUAAAACAUGUUUUAUUAGUGCUACGUGAUUUUGACAAUAUUGAAACAAACAGAAUGAUAAUCUUUUAAUGGCAUCAUUGUGGUAGGAGAGAGAGAGAAGCACACGCCUACGCGAAGAAUGUUUGUAGUUUGUACAAUGUGAGGCUAUAACCCCAUGACUUUUAAAACAACCCCUAAUUUCUAAUUAUAUAUUUAAAAUGAUCUUGUAUUUUUUUUAUUAGACCUCCACAUUUUGUAAAAUGAUAAUAUAAUGAACAAAUGCAAGUGUAGUUAGUACCAAUAUUUCAAUACACACAUGCGGCUAUUUCAUUCAUACAUGCUAGUAUAUAAUGUAUACAUACCUACCUAGCUAUUUGGUAUUAUUACAAUACAAACACUUAGUUUUCUAGUCCAUACAAAUCAGGAUUUUUUUUGGUUUACAUUAUAUAGUAUAUCAUAUAGUAUUAUGAAUUUGGCACAAGUUUAUUUUUAUGAUUUUUUUUUCCCAAAAUGUCUAUUUUAUAAAUAAUUCCAUUUACUGUAAAACAGGUUUCACAGAAUAAUGAAAACAUACGUUCAGGUAAAGUAUGUUUUGCAUACAAAGGUUAUGCUUCAUAUUUUGUAUAUCUAAAUGUUGUAUUUCUAUAUCUACUACAUCUACAUUUUAUAUAGAUAUGAACAAGUAUUAUAUCAUUAUAUUAGUAUGAAUGAACUCAUAUUUGAUAUGUCUAGAUUUUGAAUUUUCAGCAUUGUUAUAUAUUUAAACUCCUAAUAUCAUUUAUAUACAUGUAUUUAUUGUUAACAAAAUAUUUUCUCUGGACGUGUAUUUGGAGACAGUUUUUCACUCGACUAUUCGAGAGUAUGAAUUAAGUCGUCAGCCGAGUUGUUUAUUUUUCAAACAUAAUAUAUCACCUAUUACGAUUUUCUUUACAAGAAUAAACUACUUUAACAUU
Gigantopelta aegis is the source of this 3441-nucleotide messenger RNA. RefSeq names its product aldehyde dehydrogenase, mitochondrial-like. Bases 85 to 1647 code for a protein of 520 amino acids. Gene Ontology annotation, molecular function: aldehyde dehydrogenase (NAD+) activity. The record is from RefSeq and is a predicted model, not a curated record. The transcript has 14 exons. Lineage: Eukaryota; Metazoa; Mollusca; Gastropoda; Neomphalida; Peltospiridae.